Silurus meridionalis is the source of this 1850-nucleotide messenger RNA. Its product is annotated as neoverrucotoxin subunit beta-like. The coding region runs from base 36 to 1850 and encodes 604 amino acids. NCBI's taxonomy places the organism in Eukaryota, Metazoa, Chordata, Actinopteri, Siluriformes, Siluridae. The record is from RefSeq and is a predicted model, not a curated record. The transcript is spliced from 5 exons. Gene Ontology annotation, molecular function: protein binding.
AAAGCCCGGACGUUUGUGAAAACAUUUCAGCAGUCAUGGAUUCCAGAUGUAUGGAAAUAGCAGCCCUGGGAAGACCUCUGUAUCCCGGCAUGCUGUACGAUUGCCGCAGGGAUUCCUUCAUUCCAGGAGUUACUUUAUGGGAUAAAAAGGCAUUGCUUGAUGAUAUUGAUGUGCGUCAGCAGCCUAGAACACAUUUAAAGUUUGCUGCAUCUGAUACUCUCAGUGAUAAAGCGAACCUCCUAGAUAUAAGUGGUUCACUUAAAGCGAGUUUUUUAAGUGGGUUGGUGGAGGUUGGAGGAUCAGCAAAGUACCUGCAUGAUAACAAAUCCUCAGCACGUCAAUCCAGAGUUACCAUGCAGUACAGCCAGAUAACACGUUUUGAACAGCUCACUAUGAAGGAACUUGGCUAUAUCACCUAUCCACAAGUAUUUGAGCAGAAAACAGCCACUCAUGUAGUUACAGCUGUAUUGUAUGGAGCUCACGCUUUUAUGGUGUUUGAUCAUACAAGUGCAGAAAAUGAGAACAAACAGAAUGUUGAAGGAAACCUUUAUGCAGCAGUCAAGAAGAUUCCUACUAUUUCCAUAGAGGGGGAAGCAUGCCUACAGAUGACUGAAGAAGAAAAGAAAUUGGCUGAGAAUGUCAGCGUCACAUUUUAUGGUGACUUUGAACUUGAAGAAAAUCCAACCACAUACAAGGAUGCAUUAGGCGUGUACAAGAAGUUGCCAGUUCUGAUGAAUAAACAACAAAAUAAAGGUGUACCACUGACUGUGUGGCUGUUUCCUCUCAAAUGUUUGGAUAGUAAUGCUGCAAAGUUGGUGAGAGAAAUCAGCAUGAGUCUGGUGCGUAAAACAGAAAAAGUGCUGGAAGAGAUGGGAGAAGUAGAAAGAAGAUGCAAUGAUUUGAUCAAAAACCAAAUGACAGAUAAUUUUCCUGAUGUAAAAGCCAGACUGGUAAAGUUUCAGGAUGUUCAUAUUGGUUAUAAGAUAGCAUUCCAGAAGGCACUGGUCACUGCUUUGCCAGAUAUUCGGGGUGGGACACAGGAGGACAAGGCACUGGGGGACAUACUGAGCAUCCACAACACAUCACCUUUUACAGCAGACAAAAUGAAUCAAUGGUUAGAUUACAUGAUGAGUGAAUUGAGUAUACUGAGUUCCAGUGUGCUGAAGGACCUCACAGUUGUGACAUCAUUGGAUGUGGUGGUAUGUUUGGCUUUUACAUCUCUAAAGUAUGAAGACUCCUACCUGGCAGCUACAGAAGACUUUCUGAAUCAUGGAGGGUUUACAAAACCUGAGCAAACAAAAAAGUUCUCUCUCCAAGAUGCACAGUUUUGGUUCAGUUCUCCUGACAUUUCCAAGCGCAUGAGGCAGAAUCUUUCUCUCUUUACUGCAUUUUCAAAGGCCAAUAAAAAUGACAACAAACUCAAAUUCAUCAUUGCCUCCAUAUCUGACUCCAACAAUCCAGGAAUCUCCAUCCGACUUUAUCAGGAGGGCAGUCUAACAGAUCCUAAUUUCCAGCCUGUAUCCAAACCACCCAAACCUGUGCUGGAGACCAGUGAUGAAAAAGUCACUCUGAAGUUUUCAAAAUCCCCAACAGGAGAGACGGUACGGUUUAGAGUUGAGUACAGGACGACACCGCCAACUGAUUCAGCAACUGAUGUUGACACAUGGAAAGUCACAGACACUUCAGAUGCACAGACCAGCUUCACACUGACUGAACUAAAGCCAGGAGAACAAUACUGGGUCCGAUACAGAGCUGUUAGUGAUGUGGGAGUGAGUGAAGCCAGCGACUCUGUCCCCUUUACCUUUAAGAAGAAGCGCAACACACUCACAGUGGGCCAGUCAUGGGUAUAA